This is a messenger RNA of Neoarius graeffei (lesser salmon catfish), 2630 nucleotides long. RefSeq names its product NLR family CARD domain-containing protein 3-like. The transcript is spliced from 5 exons. The record is from RefSeq and is a predicted model, not a curated record. NCBI's taxonomy places the organism in Eukaryota, Metazoa, Chordata, Actinopteri, Siluriformes, Ariidae. Bases 480 to 2630 code for a protein of 716 amino acids.
UCUAAUCAAUGAAGCCCAUAGGAUUUGAAUUGAAUAGGCGCUUGUAGCGCUAAAGCGCGUUUGGUGGACACAGGCAUUUAGGAAUGGAACUGUGGAACAUUCAUCUGACAAUGUUGACGUUGGUUUGGCCAGUUCAAAUAACGAAUAUAUUUUUCGGUAGGCGCAUGCGCAUACGCAAAUCACUGAGCUCUUCAGUGAGUAUACGGAAAUCGCUGAGCUUUUCCAGUGGGCAUACGGCGUAGACCUGCGUAUCACCUAGACUACACCACUGCUUAGCAUUUGCCUAUAUUGCCUAUGCCACGGGCCGCUCUGUGUGUGUGUGUCUGUCUGUCUCCAGUGUGUGUGUGUGUGUCCGCGUCUGUCUGUCUGUCUCCAGUGUGUGUGUCCCUCCCUCCUCCCAGAGCAGGAAGUGAAAGUGAAAGUCAGCAGCUCCAUUUAGUGCCGAGGAGAAAACGAACCUUUUCAGGACUAAAACACGAAUGAUGGAGGGAAAGAGAUCAGACUCACCAGAACCCAGCUGUGUGUCCAUGAAGAGUGACCGGUCAAUGGACGAGCCAAUUCUCUUCAGAGACAGAGACAGUCCUGCUGAUCUGAGACCACAAAAGAAGAAAUCAAACAUCAGCAGAAGGCAGCUGAAGUCCAUAUUCAAGGAGCUGGAACACAAAGUCAUCAGUGUGAUCCAGAAGGAGCUGAAGAGGUUUAAGAAGCUCCUGAGUCCAGAUUCCCCAGCAUGCUCUGAGAGGGAAGUGGAGGAUGAGGAGGAUCAGAGCAGUGUCAGAGAGGGAGUGCUGACGAUCACACUGCACUUCCUGAAGAACAUGAACCACACAGAUCUCGCUCACACACUGCGCAACAAACACGUCUCUGUGUAUCAGCAAAAGCUGAAAUCCAACCUGCGAGAGAAGUGCAAAAGAGUUAAUGAAGGAAUCUCACAGCAUGGAAGCUCAGCUCUUCUGAAUGAGAUCUACACAGAGCUCUACAUCACAGAGGGUUGGAGUGGAGACGUCAAUAAAGAACAUGAGGUGAGACAGAUUGAGACGGCGUCCAGGAGACCAGCAACACAGGAGACACCCAUCAAAUGUAAGGAUCUCUUUAAAGACACGUCCAUCAGAAGCGUGCUGACGAAAGGAGUUGCUGGAAUUGGAAAAACAGUCUCUGUGCAGAAGUUCAUUCUGGACUGGACUGAAGGAGAAGCGAAUCAGGACGUCACCUUCAUGUUCCCACUUCCCUUUAGAGAGCUGAAUCUGAUGAAGGAGAGAAAUCUCAGUCUGAUGAAUCUUCUUCAUCACUUUUUCCCAGAAAUGAAAGAAUUACUAUUAAUAGACUGUGAUAUGAACAAAGUCCUGUUGAUCUUUGAUGGUCUGGAUGAGUGUCGACUUCCUCUAAAUUUCCAGAACAAUGAGAGAUUGUGUGAUGUGACAGAGUCGGCCUCAGUGGAUGUGCUGCUGACAAACCUCAUCAAGGGGAAUCUGCUUCCCUCUGCUCUCCUCUGGAUAACCUCUCGACCAGGAGCAGCCAAUCAGAUCCCUCCUGAGUGUGUAGACCAGGUAACAGAGGUACGAGGGUUCAGUGAUCCUCAGAAAGAGGAGUACUUCAGGAAGAGGAUCAGUGAUCAGAGCCUGGCCAAUAAAAUCAUCACACACAUGAAGUCUUCAAGAAGCCUCUACAUCAUGUGCCACAUCCCAGUCUUCUGCUGGAUCUCAGCCACUGUUCUCGAGAGAAUGUUGGGUGAAGCAGAGAGUGGAGAGAUCCCCAAGACUCUGACUCAAAUGUUCACACACUUCCUGAUCUUUCAGAUCAAACACAAGGACCAAAAGUACCAUCAGAAAUGUGAGCCUGAUCCUCAGCAGACCAGAGCGAGUAUCCUGGCACUGGGAAAACUGGCUUUCCAACAGCUGGAGAAAGGAAACCUGAUCUUCUAUGAGGAAGACCUGAGAGAGUGUGGCAUUGAUGUGAGAGAAGUGUCCGUGUACUCAGGAGUGUGUACCCAAAUCUUCAGAGAGGAGUUUGGGCUUCACCUGGGGAAGGUGUUCAGCUUCAUACAUCUGAGUGUUCAGGAGUUUCUGGCUGCUUUAUACACGUUUAUCUCCUUCAUCAGCAGAAAAGUAACAGAACGACAAACCACUGAUCUGUCUGAUCUUUUCACCAAAUCAAACAUGUCUGAUUUCCUCAGGAGUGCAGUGGACAAGGCCUUACAGAGUGAGAAUGGACACCUGGACCUGUUCCUCCGCUUCCUUCUGGGUCUCUCACUGGAGUCCAAUCAGACUCUCUUACGAGACCUACUGCCCCAGACAGGAAGAAGUGCUCACAGCAAACAGGAAACAGUUGCGUACAUCAAGGAGAAGAUCAGGGAGAAUCCAUCUCCAGAGAAAUCCAUCAAUCUGUUCCACUGUCUGAAUGAACUGAAUGAUCAUUCUCUAGUGCAGGAAGUACAACGUUGCCUGAACAGUGGAGAUUUCAGGCGUCUCAGUGGAGUCAGAAUCUCUCCUGCUCAGUGGUCAGCUCUGGUGUUUGUGUUACUGAACUCAGAACAGGAGCUGGAUGAGUUUAAUUUGAGUAAAUAUGAUCCAUCAGAGGAAUGUCUUCUGAAGCUGCUGCCAGUGGUCAAAGCCUCCAGAAAAGCUGAGUGA